CUUCACGUUACUUAUCAAAUGGCAAAGAGAUUAUGACCAGACAUUUACGGAAUUCAGAUCAGGUUCUAAGUUGCUUGGCUCUAUCCUAGGUGUUCUUUGAAUUUAGCUUUUAACAGUACCUUUGUUAUCCUGGAUAAGCAACGAGGCAGAGUUUAGGACCCAGGGAUUAUUCUUAUUUUUGGCUUGCAGCCUGUGACAGCUGACCGAAAAUCAAUGAAGUGUACUUUAAGAAGCUUCGCUGUGGUGCAAGAUAAGGCUCAAAUGCUAUUCUUCCCGUUUCCAGCCUAUUAGCCAUUGCAGUUUAGAAUCAUUGUGUCUAAACUCGUAUCUUUGGGUGGAAGUUGUUUGCCUAUGAAAAGCAGGAGAUCCAGCUGCAGAUGUUGUUGCGAGGAUGGGGGUUCCUGCUUUUAUUAUAGCGUCCCUCCUUCUUUGCACUAACAGUUCAGCUUUUACUGUGUCCAGCUCAUUUGCCGAGAAUGAAGAUGCACUUUUGCGGCACUUAUUUCAAGGGUAUCAGAAAUGGAUCAGACCCGUGAAACAUUCCAAUGAUACCAUAAAGGUGUACUUUGGAUUAAAGAUAUCCCAACUAGUAGAUGUGGAUGAAAAGAAUCAGCUGAUGACAACUAAUGUAUGGCUGAAACAGGAAUGGAUUGACCAAAAAUUGUGCUGGAAUCCGGAGGACUAUGGUGGAAUCACCGCAAUUCGAGUUCCAUCUGAAUCUCUCUGGCUCCCAGAUAUUGUUUUGUUUGAAAAUGCUGACGGGCGCUUUGAAGGUUCCUUGAUGACAAAAGCAAUAGUCAAAUACAAUGGGAUAGUAGUCUGGACGCCCCCAGCCAGUUAUAAAAGUUCCUGCACUAUGGACGUUACCUUCUUCCCAUUCGACAGACAGAAUUGCUCGAUGAAAUUCGGAUCAUGGACCUAUGAUGGCAACAUGGUGGACCUAAUUUUAGUAGAUGAAAAUGUGGACAGGACGGAUUUUUUCGACAAUGGAGAAUGGGAAAUCCUAAAUGCCAAGGGGAUGAAGGGAAACCGAAGAGACGGGUUGUAUUCCUACCCUUUCAUUACCUAUUCUUUUGUUUUAAGACGGCUCCCAUUGUUUUACACUCUCUUCUUAAUCAUCCCAUGUCUGGGAUUAUCUUUCUUGACUGUGCUUGUUUUCUACUUGCCUUCUGAUGAGGGAGAAAAACUCUCACUGUCGACCUCGGUUUUAGUCUCCCUUACUGUUUUUCUCUUAGUCAUUGAAGAAAUCAUCCCCUCUUCCUCCAAAGUCAUCCCCUUGAUUGGUGAGUACUUGCUGUUCAUCAUGAUUUUUGUCACCCUGUCCAUCAUCGUGACUGUUUUUGUAAUCAACGUGCACCAUCGUUCCUCGGCCACCUACCACCCGAUGGCUCCUUGGGUGAAGAGGCUCUUCCUUCAGAAACUCCCCAGGCUGCUCUGCAUGAAAGGACACGUAGAUCGCUAUUCAUUCUCUGAUCCCAAAGGGACAUGGAAAGAAAAGCCGACGAGGAAACAUAAACACAAACAAUGCAAAGAUGGAGAAAAAAUUGUGAUUGCCUUCCUGGAAAAGGCUGCUGAUUCCAUCAAGUAUAUCUCUGGGCAUGUGAAAAAGGAACACUUCAUUAGGCAGGUGGUGCAAGACUGGAAGUUUGUAGCUCAGGUCCUUGACCGUAUCUUCCUAUGGCUAUUUUUGGUGGUGUCUGUGAUGGGCUCUGUUCUUAUAUUUACUCCUGCUUUAAAGGCGUGGUUGCAAAGUGGAAGUAGUAUUGUCUAGAAAUAAGAACACGGGAAUCUGCAGAAGGAAGGAAGGAAGGAAGAAAGGAAGGAAGGAAGGAAGGAAGGAACUGCAUAGGCUCAGAGUCAACACAGGUGCAUACUGAACUGGAAAUGACACUGCCAUUGGUGGCAAUUGUUCUUGUUGAUGAUUGUACCCUCCAAUCAACUUUUAAGACUGAAUCCUGUUCUCGCUUACCUGAAAGUCCUGUGAACUAAAUUGCAUUUACUUCUGAGUAGAUAACCAUAGGAUGGCACUGUUAGCCUUUCAAAUUGUUGCACAGUUGAAGACAUCUAAUUCUGUAUCUGUAGAUAUUUAUCAGCUAAUACAGAUACAGUCACCAUUGAAUGAUAAGCCUCUAUGUAUUCAAGCACAUAAGCCAGACCUAUGUUGACCACAAACAUAUUGAUUUUGCAUCAGUUUAAACCAUUGCAAAACCAAAGAAUCCUUGGACUUGUAGUGUGUUGUGUUGAGGAUUCUCUGUGAGGAGUUCCUAACACUUCUC
Messenger RNA from Lacerta agilis (Sand lizard), 2276 nucleotides. It is a transcript of the gene CHRNB3, whose product is annotated as cholinergic receptor nicotinic beta 3 subunit. Gene Ontology annotation, biological process: nervous system process; signal transduction; regulation of membrane potential. Gene Ontology annotation, cellular component: postsynaptic membrane; neuron projection; synapse. The coding region runs from base 392 to 1771 and encodes 459 amino acids. The transcript has 6 exons. Lineage: Eukaryota; Metazoa; Chordata; Lepidosauria; Squamata; Lacertidae. The record is from RefSeq and is a predicted model, not a curated record. Gene Ontology annotation, molecular function: transmembrane signaling receptor activity; acetylcholine-gated monoatomic cation-selective channel activity.